Messenger RNA from Ilex paraguariensis (yerba mate), 345 nucleotides. Lineage: Eukaryota; Viridiplantae; Streptophyta; Magnoliopsida; Aquifoliales; Aquifoliaceae. The record is from the annotation of a GenBank genome assembly.
AUGGAGGGUAAUAUGGAAGCUGAAAUUAGGGCAUUGCUGGAUGGUCUUAAGAUCUAUCAUAAUUUUGGCUUGUCUGAUUAUCAGCUGGUCACUGAAACAGAUUCUCAAUUGCUUGUUGACAUGGUCAAAGGCAGCAUUGAAUGUAAUAGGAAGUAUCGGAAUCUUUUUUAUCAGCUACAGCAUCUUCUUGGCAGCUUGAAUUUUGAAAUCCAGCACAUAUAUCGAGAGGCAAAUUCUGUUGCCGACUAUCUUGCUAACAAAGGAGUUCAAGAUCUAUCAGACAUGGAGAUCAAUCACUACUGCAGACUCACUACCUGCAGAUGCUCGCCUGCUUCUUCAGUAUGA